This is a messenger RNA of Phalaenopsis equestris, 867 nucleotides long. RefSeq names its product DExH-box ATP-dependent RNA helicase DExH7, chloroplastic-like. Lineage: Eukaryota; Viridiplantae; Streptophyta; Magnoliopsida; Asparagales; Orchidaceae. The transcript is spliced from 6 exons. The record is from RefSeq and is a predicted model, not a curated record. The coding region runs from base 80 to 640 and encodes 186 amino acids.
UGUGAUUGUGGCCGCUUACCUUUUCAAAAAUCAGGGUGCUGGUACAAGUAAAGGCACGCUUGAGAGUUGGUUUGCUGAUAUGAAACAACCAUUCAACAUGCAUGCAAUGCAUUCUGCAGUUAUCUUGUCUGUUUUGUGUGCAGGUCUAUAUCCUAAUGUGGCUGCGACUUUAGAGGGCACUGUUGGCGUACCUCUUGGUAGAAAUAAAGCACCAUCGAACAACAAUUCGACAAAUGAUUGCCCUAUUUUGUUUGAUGGGAGAAGCGAAGUCCAUGUUCAUCCAUCCUCAAUGAACUAUAACAUAAAUGGCUUACGUUAUCCAUUUCUUGUUUUCCUAGAAAAGGUUGAAACCAGCAAGGUGUUUCUGCGAGACACUAGUAUUAUAUCUCCUUACUCUCUUCUCCUUUUUGGUGGCUCUAUUUCUGUUCAACAUCAGAUGGGUUCAAUCAUCAUAGACAACUGGAUGAAACUAACCGCGCCUGCACAGAUAGCUGUUCUAUUCAAGCAACUUCGCCUAACGCUUGACGCUGUUCUAAAAGACUUCAUUCGCAAGCCAGAGAUGAUGUCUUUUUCCAAUAAUGAAGUGGUCAAGUCCAUAGUUCAUCUCUUACUGGAGGAGGCCGCAUCACACUUUUCUUAAAUAUCAGGAACAUUGUCAGCGAAGACUUGAUGAUGUGUGAGUUGUGUUUGAAGGAAUCAAAAUAAUUGAUAUCAAUAUGAUUCUUCUCAAAUAUACUUUAACUUUAUUGUAUGUCAUAAAGGGAUGAAAAUUGAUUUUUUCAACAAUUGAUGGCAAUUAUGGAGAUACUUUUUUUAAAGUCUUUGUUAGUUUUGUAUUUUGCAAGUGUAGCUACAUUCAUUUGGCAA